AUGUCCCAAGGCAACUCCUAUGAGAACCUUGACCGCACUGAGGGGAUGGAGAUGGAGAAACAAGAGAGGAGGAAAAUGCCUAAAGGAGUGCUGUCCCUCCUCACCUGGUCUCUGGAGAGACCCGUCACGCUGCUCUACGUGCUUCUGGCCCUCACCUUCGUGCUCUUCACGGCUCUCACCAUCGUGAACGCCCAGAGAGAUAAACAGCUCUCUGGGGAGCUCGAGGCGAUUCACAGCCGACUUCUGAAUGUGUCACAAGAAGUGGAGAACAUGCGGUGGAAGAUGACGCAGUGCAAAGCAGAGUGCGGGAAGGAGCUGUCCGAUCGGCUCCGCGUCCUGGAAAUUCUCUGCACGAGGUGUCCGGCCGGCUGGCUGCAGUUCGCCAAGACUUGUUAUUUCUUCUCCACCACCACCAAACCCUGGCUGGAGGCUAAAGACUUCUGCACCAAUUUCAAUGCCCAUCUGGCCAUCAUCGACAGUGAGCAGGAAAAUAAAUUUCUGGCAAAUAACAUCAUGGAGACGCGGGUGUUCUGGCUGGGCCUGACAGAUGUGCACAAAGAAAGCGAAUGGCAAUGGGUGGACGGCCGCUCCCUCUCGCUCUCGUUCUGGAACCCAGGGGAACCCAACAAUGUGGGCGAGCACGGUGAGGACUGUGCCACCAUCUACACCACCGGCCGCUGGAACGAUGUGCCGAAGCGUGACGCCUGUUUUGCCAAAACUCUGCGCUGCCGGAUUCACCGCCCGGCAUGGAGGCAGCGGCUCCGCUGGAAGAUUUGGGAUUUCAUUGGCGUGGUGUUUAACACCCGUGGAACCGAAACCUCGAGGCUGAACCACUGGCCAAAAUGGGGUGCCGGAGGCGGCGAGGGGUGUGCCGAGGAGCAUGCCGAGGGGUUUAGCUCCCCGCUGGGCGCCUGCGCGGCCGUGACUUUCCCCGGCAAAGCCAUGGCUCAGCAAGAGACCUACGGCAACUGGUUGGGUCCCCCACCAGUACACUCCAAGAGACUGGUGAGACAAGCAGGAAUUUACUCAGUCGCUGGGAGGAUGACACCCAUGGGUGACUUCCGACCGGCGUCCCCGGACAGCUUCGAUGAUGACUACGACGACGUCUCCAUGUCGGAGUCGGAUCGUGGCUGCAAGCCGCCGGCGACCGAUGGGGAUCUGCAGAGCCAGCGGAGCAAAGGAGGCACCGGAGUUUACAUCCUGGCGGGCAAACCGGCAUCUCCAAAUCCUUCCCAAAAGGGUGAGUCGCCCGGGAUCACCGCCGCUAUCCCGCGCCGGUGGCCACGGCCGGAUCUGGACGCGGGAAUUGGGGAUUUCUCCCCGAUUUCUCCUCACCUCCUCCAUAGGUGA
Pterocles gutturalis (yellow-throated sandgrouse) is the source of this 1350-nucleotide messenger RNA. RefSeq names its product CD209 antigen-like. Lineage: Eukaryota; Metazoa; Chordata; Aves; Pterocliformes; Pteroclidae. The transcript is spliced from 12 exons. The coding region runs from base 1 to 1350 and encodes 449 amino acids. The record is from RefSeq and is a predicted model, not a curated record.